UCAAAUAAAUUGAUCACACAAAUUUCUCUGACGUUCACGUUAACGAUAUCGCUCUACUUAAAUUCGACUGGCUUUAGUUUUCUGAUCGCUCUAUCACACUCUCCCUCCGAUAGGCAUUGUCUUCUUUAAUCCGCCAUUAAUACAAAUACGCCGUCGUUUCACUCUCUUUCCUUAUAUAUAUCAUCAGUUCAUCAGUCAGCAGCAUCUCGGUGUCCUUCUUACUGUAAAGCAUUACACUUUAAUCUCAGACGGCGAUAUGUAUGUGGUGAAACAACCCGCCACUGCCGCUCUUAAGUCAACCGCUGCCGUUGACCGCCGGGUGAAUGGGUCCGGGAACUACGUCAGGGUCGGGAAGGCACGGGUGCCCAGAUCCGGGACACGGGUCAAGAGGCACGGAUCAGUGAGAGCCGUGAUCAGCGGCGGAGACAAGGCGUCCGUGGAGGCUGCGACGCCAUUGCAGAGCAAAGGCGUUAAUGGGUUGUCUUCUUCGUCUUCUGGAGCUGGAGAGAUCCAGGUGAAAGCGGUGGUGACGAUCAGGAAGAAGAUGAAGGAGAAGAUCAUAGAGAAGAUUGAGGAUCAGUGGGAGUUCUUUGUCAAUGGGAUUGGACAGGGGAUUCUGAUUCAGCUCAUCAGUGAGCAAGUUGAUCCUGUUACAAAUGCAGGAAAGAGUGUCCAAUCCGCCGUGAGAGGGUGGCUGCCAAAGCCGGUGCCCUCGGAGUAUGCAAACAUUGUCGAAUAUGCUGCUGACUUCAAAGUCCCAUCCGACUUUGGCUGUCCUGGGGCAAUUAUGGUUUCCAAUCUGCAGGGCAAAGAGUUCUACUUGUUGGAGAUUGUCAUUCAUGGUUUCGACGGAGGCCCCAUUUUCUUCCCUGCAAACACUUGGAUCCAUUCACGCAAAGAUAAUCCGGAAAGUAGAAUUAUCUUCAAAAAUCAAGCAUGUCUUCCUGCACAAACACCGCCGGGCCUUAAGGAUCUUCGACACGAAGACUUACUCAGCAUUCGGGGUAAUGGGAAAGGCACGCGAAAGGAACAUGAUAGAAUCUAUGAUUACGAUGUUUACAACGAAUUGGGAAAUCCUGAUAAGAGUGAAGAUCUGGCCAGGCCGGUCCUUGGUGGCGAGGAGAGGCCUUAUCCUAGGCGCUGUAGGACUGGCCGUCCUCCAACCAAGACAGAUUCUCAUACCGAAAGUAGAAUCGAAAAGCCUCAUCCAGUUUAUGUGCCUCGGGAUGAGACUUUCGAGGAAAUUAAGCAGAAUGCUUUCUCCACUGGAAGAUUGAAAGCUUUACUUCACAAUCUCAUACCAUCUCUUGCUGUUACAUUGUCAAGUACAGACAAUCCUUUCGAGUGCUUCUCUGAUAUAGAUGACCUAUAUGUUGACGGUGUCCUCAUGAAAUGGAAAGAGGAGGAGAAGAAAGAAGGCAAGAAACUGUUUCUGGGCAGCAUGGUGAAAGAGGUUUUUUCCGCUGGUGAAAGGUGGUUGAAAUACGAAAUCCCUGCUGUUAUUAAAAUGGAUAGAUUCUCGUGGUUGCGCGAUAAUGAAUUUGCACGCCAAACUUUAGCUGGGGUCAAUCCAGUCAACAUUGAGAUUUUGAAGGAAUUUCCGAUUCUCAGCAAGCUAGAUCCUGCUGUUUACGGUCCUCCCGCAUCUGCUAUCACAAAGGAAUUGUUAGAGCAAGAAAUCAAUGGGAUGAGUGUGGAUAAGGCGAUUGAGGAGAAGAGACUGUUUAUACUUGAUCACCAUGACACAUAUAUGCCAUUUAUUGAGAGGAUGAACGCCUUGCCUGGGAGAAAAGCUUAUGCCUCUAGGACGGUGUUCUUCUAUACCCCUACUGGUAUUAUGAGGCCUAUAGCCAUUGAGCUUUCACUUCCACCUUUGGCUUCAUCCCCGAAAUAUAAACGUGUUUAUACUCACGGGCAUCAUGCUACUACACAUUGGAUUUGGAAGCUAGCCAAAGCUCAUGUUUGCUCAAAUGACGCUGGCAUUCAUCAACUAGUCAAUCACUGGUUGAGGACUCAUGCUUGUGUCGAGCCAUAUAUAAUUGCGACUCAUAGACAGCUUAGCUCAAUGCACCCCAUUUUCAAGCUACUCCACCCUCACAUGCGCUACACUCUAGAAAUCAACGCACUGGCACGGCAAAGUUUGAUAAACGGAGGGGGAAUCAUUGAGGCUUCUUAUAAUCCGGGAAAGUACGCCAUGGAGAUUAGCUCUGCAGCCUACAAGGAGAUGUGGAGGUUUGACAUGGAAGCAUUACCAGCUGAUCUUCUUCAAAGAGGCAUGGCUGUGGAAGAUCCUUCGGCUCCUUGUGGCGUGAAGCUCGUAAUUGAGGACUAUCCAUACGCUGCGGAUGGUCUCCUCGUAUGGUCUGCUAUAAAAGAAUGGGUAGAAUCAUAUGUCGGACACUACUACUCCGAGCCAAAUUCUGUAACGUCUGACAUUGAGCUCCAACAGUGGUGGAGUGAGAUCAAGAAUAAGGGUCACCACGACAAGCGAAAUGAGCCUUGGUGGCCUAAACUCGAUACCAAAGAGGACUUAUCCGGUAUACUUACAACGAUUAUUUGGGUCGCUUCAGGUCAACACGCAGCCAUCAACUUUGGCCAGUACCCUUUUGGUGGUUAUGUACCAAACCGUCCGACCAUUAUGAGAAAACUCAUUCCGCAAGAAGACAGCCCUGAUUACGAGAAGUUUAUUUCUAACCCGCAGCAAACUUUUCUGUCUUCCUUGGCAACUAGACUUCAAGCCACCAAGAUAAUGGCCGUACAAGAUACGCUCUCAACUCACUCCCCCGAUGAAGAGUACUUGGGUCAGGUGAACCCGCUGGAAUCCCAUUGGAUCAACGAUAAUGAAGUUAUGAAGUUGUUCAAUAGAUUCUCCGAUAGGCUCAAGGAGAUAGACCAGACCAUUAACCUACGAAACAAAGAUAGCCGUCUUAAAAACAGGAGUGGAGCUGGCAUUCCGCCAUACGAAUUGCUGCUUCCCACCUCAGGCCCUGGAGUAACUGGCCGCGGAAUCCCCAACAGCAUUUCUAUAUGAUAGCUGUGCUCGGAUCAAUGUUUUGGUAUGUUCCUUCUGUUUCACUCUGUCGGAAGCUUGUACGCUCAAGCGAUUAGCUUCUUAAUCAAUAAACAACGUGCAAUUUUAGCUUGUUUAUAAAACUAGUGACAGAUAUGUGAUCAUUGUUGUACUGUUUAUGUUUAAAUCGCAAAUACUUUAGAAUGAUGAACAAUCCUUGCUUGGUGCUCAA
Messenger RNA from Malus domestica (apple), 3242 nucleotides. RefSeq names its product lipoxygenase 6, chloroplastic. The record is from RefSeq and is a predicted model, not a curated record. Gene Ontology annotation, molecular function: oxidoreductase activity, acting on single donors with incorporation of molecular oxygen, incorporation of two atoms of oxygen; metal ion binding; protein binding. Lineage: Eukaryota; Viridiplantae; Streptophyta; Magnoliopsida; Rosales; Rosaceae. Gene Ontology annotation, biological process: lipid oxidation.